Styela clava is the source of this 1800-nucleotide messenger RNA. RefSeq names its product HHIP-like protein 2. The record is from RefSeq and is a predicted model, not a curated record. Lineage: Eukaryota; Metazoa; Chordata; Ascidiacea; Stolidobranchia; Styelidae.
UUUUCAUAUAAGAUUUAAACCAUGUAGGCCUUUUGUGUUUGUUGCUCAGCUCAAUGCAUAUCGGAUAAAAUGGAAUAUGAUUGUGUAGUAUGUGCCCUUCCACUUAUAUUGGUGAUAUUUUCUAGCAUUUCGAGUGCUCACGACAUGUGUCUUGGUGGAAAUUCUCCGAAAGACCGCACGAACGAGCAAAUGGUCGAUGUAUGCGGAAAAUACAAAACUAACGGAUGUUGCGACAGUCAAGCGCUUAGAGGAAUAACAGAUAAACUCUCCACAGAUAUGUCCAUAGAAGAAAUACCCAAAACAUGUCUAAGCCUUUUCACGGAAAUUUUAUGCCAGAAAUGCUCUCCAAAGUCGGGCCAUCUUUUCGAAGGAGAAACGAAAGAAGAUAGAAAAUUUCCGAUACUAUGUCAAAGUUUUUGUAGAAAGUUAAACGACAAUUGCGCAGAAUACAUCGUGAUGGUUUUUGGGAAAGAAAUAUGCGACCCUGAUGCUUCUGACAAGACGGGAAACUGCUAUCCAAAAACAGACUCGCUGGACGAAAAACACGAAGAAGUUAAAGAGAAUAAAUUUGCAGAAAAUUGCAUUCCCAUUUGUCUCCGGAAAAUAACAGACGGUGUGAAAAAUGUUGUGGAUGGAGCAUUUCCGCAAGACAAUUCCAACAGACUUUUUGUUGUUCAGCAAAACGGAAUCAUUUGGGAGUUAUCAGCAAAACGAGAGAGAUUACAAAAACCAUUUCUAAACAUUGCUAGCAAAGUACAACAGAGCGGAGCAGUUGAUGAGAGAGGUUUGCUCUCGAUGGUUUUCGAUCCAGAUUUUCUCUCGAAUAAAUAUUUCUACUUAUUUUAUAACCCUUCCGUGAGAGGAACCAGGGAACGCAUCGUUAGGAUGAAGGUUUCAGAUAUAGGCCCACCAAUGGUCGUUGAAGAAGAAAGUGAAGAAAUAAUUUUAGAAUUCCCAAAACCAGAAGGAAAUCACGAUGGGGGUCAGUUGUUUUUUGGAAACGAUGGAUAUCUUUACAUUACUACAGGAGAUGGGGGAGGGGGAGGAGAUAAACACGGAACGCGUGGAAAUGGACAAUCUCUAACAACUCUUCUUGGUAAUAUUCUUCGAAUCGAUGUGAAGUCGAAUCCUAAUGUUUCAUACACGAUACCCGACGACAAUCCAUUCGUUAAUUCUGACGGAAUGGAAAAGAAAGAGAUAUUUGCUUAUGGCCUGAGGAACCCAUGGAGAACUUCUAUCGAUCGUGAAACAGAUAGAAUAUUCUGCGGUGAUGUUGGACAAAAUCAUAUUGAAGAAGUUGAUAUAAUUGUGAAAGGUGGGAAUUAUGGAUGGAGAGCCUACGAAGGAAAUAAUUGCUAUGAUCAACAAAUGUGUGACGAAAUUAAAGCAUCUGACCAAGCUCUUCAAUGGCCAAUAUAUUCUUACACACAUGAUGUUGGACAGGCAGUAAUUGGGGGAUAUGUAUACAGAGGGUCUAAUGUACCAGAACUGAACGGCAAAUACGUUUAUGGAGAUCAGCGUAAGAGUCAAAUAUGGGCUCUGGAGGAAAAUGGCGACAAAUGGGAAAAUCGGAAUAUUUGUGUUGGAAAAUCUGCUUGUCCUGAUGGAACUAUAUCUCACAAUCCCCGACAACAUUUGUUUGCAUUCGCACAGGACGAAAAAGGUGAAUUGUAUAUGUUCGUAGCUAAAACGGCGAAAAUGACGGAAGCAAAUGGCGAAAUUUAUAAACUUAUAUCGGCAAUUAAUUAAAUAUGUAUUUCUAUAAGCGAACUGGCAGCCGUAGAUCUUCAUAUGGUUGGC